AUGGAGGUAGGAAGGGAUCGAGCAAGGGAGGAGGAAAGGGCGCACCUUGUCGAUCUACUCGCUCCUCAUCCCACUCGAAGCUCGCAAGGGGGCGUGGUGGCUCGGCCUCCUGCCUGCUACCGACGGGAUCUAAGGGGGCUCGGCCUCCUGCCUGCUGCCGGGCUGGCCACCUUGCCUACUGCCGACUGGAUCUGCAGCGCCUACUAUGUUCGCCGCUCGAGGCCACAACAGCGCAUCGUGGAUCAGGUGCCGACGGCGCUCCUUAACGUCAAGAGCAAGGUGGCCUUCCCAAUCUCUGACGAUGGGAGAACGUCGUUGCCUCCACGAGCUCGCCGGCGCUGCCGCUCGCUCGACCGCCUGGGAGCCUACAGCGCGGCCACGUGA
Molecule: messenger RNA, 384 nt
Organism: Miscanthus lutarioriparius
Lineage: Eukaryota; Viridiplantae; Streptophyta; Magnoliopsida; Poales; Poaceae
Source: the annotation of a GenBank genome assembly